CGGGCGGGCGAGCGAGCGAGCGGAGGGUGCGAGUUGGUGGCUGCGUUUCGCGGGAUAGCGAGGGAGCUGUGGAGCAGAGCGGGAGCCGCUUUAUGAUCUUUGGGCAAGACAGAGACUUGAGGCGGACCUCGCCUGGCGGCGGGAACUGACUUGUUACCCGCUGACGAACAGACAGCAGCUCACCCGGGAGCGUUCCCGCGUCCUCGAGCCACUCGCAGGAUGCCGUUGGCACAGUUAGCCGGACCCUGGCCCAAAGUGGACGUGGUUCACCUGGAGACUGAGAAUGGGCAUGGAGUGUCAGAGGAAACGGCAGAUAUUCCAUCGCAGGAAAAGUCAGAAAUCACAUGGAUAGAAAAGGACUUUGCCUCUUUAAGUUGCAAGGAUGAAGAAAAUGUGAAAGAGAUCAACAUAACAAAUCAUGUUAAAGAAGGAUCAGAGAAAGCAGAUACAUCCCACUUUGAGCUGCUGAAGGUACUAGGCCAGGGAUCCUUUGGAAAGGUGUUUCUUGUCAGAAAGAUCAAAAUGCCAGAUGCAGGUCAGCUGUAUGCCAUGAAGGUAUUGAAGAAAGCAACACUAAAAGUGCGAGAUCGAGUGCGGACAAAAUUAGAGCGAGAUAUCUUGGUGGAUGUUAAUCACCCAUUCAUUGUGAAGCUGCAUUAUGCUUUUCAAACAGAAGGCAAGCUUUACCUCAUCCUGGACUUUCUCAGAGGAGGUGAUCUAUUUACCCGGCUUUCUAAAGAGGUGAUGUUCACAGAAGAAGAUGUUAAGAUAUAUCUGGCAGAAUUGGCUUUAGCCUUGGACCACCUUCACGGUCUUGGAAUUAUCUACCGAGACCUCAAACCAGAAAAUAUUCUACUGGAUGAAGAAGGACAUAUUAAGCUAACGGACUUUGGCCUGAGUAAGGAAGCUGUUGAACAUGAGAAGAAGGCGUAUUCGUUUUGUGGAACUGUUGAGUACAUGGCUCCUGAAGUGGUUAACCGGCGUGGCCAUACACACAGUGCUGACUGGUGGUCCUAUGGUGUUUUAAUGUUUGAAAUGCUUACUGGUUCCCUGCCCUUCCAAGGAAAAGACAGAAAGGAAACAAUGACACUCAUUCUGAAAGCGAAAUUGGGGAUGCCUCAGUUCCUGAGUUCUGAAGCCCAAAGUUUGCUGCGGGCACUUUUCAAGAGAAAUCCUGCCAACAGAUUAGGAGCUGGCGUGGAUGGUGUUGAAGAACUCAAACGACAGACCUUCUUUGCAAAUAUAGAUUGGAAUAAACUCUACCGAAGGGAACUGAAGCCGCCAUUCAGACCUGCUGUGGCCAGGCCAGAUGAUACCUUUUAUUUUGAUCCUGAGUUUACGGAACGAACGCCCAAAGAUUCUCCUGGUGUUCCUCCAAGUGCCAGUGCCCACAAGUUAUUCCGAGGCUUUAGUUUUGUGGCAACGGGAGUGGAAGAGGAAGAAGUAAAGAGUGUCAAUUCAAAUGUGGUCAUUCACCCGGUGUUGCAGCAACUACAUGGAAACAACAUGAAUUUUACUGAUGGUUACGAGCUGAAGGAGGAUAUUGGUGCAGGUUCAUACUCUGUCUGUAAACGUUGCAUUCACAAGACCACAAAUAUGGAGUAUGCUGUCAAGAUUAUUGAGAAGAGCAAGAGAGAUCCUUCAGAGGAAGUUGAAAUUCUGCUGCGGUAUGGACAACACCCAAACAUCAUUACACUGAAAGAUGUCUACAAUGACAAUAAGCACAUCUACCUCGUGACAGAGUUGAUGAGAGGAGGGGAACUGUUGGAUAAAAUAAUGCAGGAGAAAGGCUUUUCUGAGAGGGAGGCGAAUGCACUUCUUCACACUAUUGCCAAGACGGUGGAAUACCUGCAUUCCCAGGGGGUGGUUCACAGAGACCUGAAGCCAAGUAAUAUCCUGUAUGUAGAUGAUUCAGGUAAUCCUGAAUCUAUUCGAAUCUGUGAUUUUGGUUUUGCUAAGCAGCUGAGGGCUGACAAUGGUCUACUCAUGACUCCAUGCUACACGGCCAACUUUGUGGCCCCAGAGGUUCUCAAACGCCAAGGAUACGAUGAAGGUUGUGAUAUUUGGAGUCUGGGCAUUUUACUAUAUACCAUGUUGGCUGGGUUUACCCCAUUUGCUAAUGGCCCAGAUGACACACCAAAUGAGAUCCUGGCUAGGAUUGGAGGUGGCCACUACAGUUUGCAGGGUGGAAACUGGGACAAAGCUUCUUCUGCUGCAAAGGACCUUGUAUCCAAGAUGUUGCAUGUUGAUCCACACCGACGCCUGACAGCAAAACAGGUCCUGAAGCAUCCAUGGAUUGUGAACCGAGAUCAGCUGCCACAGAGCCAGCUUGCCCGACACGAUGUCAAGCUUGUUAAAGGUGCCAUGGCUGCCACAUUCUCAGCUUUGAGCAGCUCUCCGCCAGCACCAAAACUGGAAUCUGUGAAGGCAUCAACUUUAGCUCAACGCAGAGAACUUAAAAAACUGCCAUCCACAUCACUGUAACUCAGUAUCAGCACCUACAGCUCACCACAAACUAGAGCACUUCUGGGAAAGCUAAAUUCCAGGCACAGUCAUAGAGAGCGGUCCCCUCGAAGACAAAGAGCUUGGAGCUUUGCGAAUCCUUGGGACAAUUUUGGAGAUCGUGAGAGACAAAGGAAUGAAGCCAAGAGACUCUGCCUGCCAUCAUGUGAAGAAUUUUACAACUUUGAUGCAGAGUCUUAAAUAUCUCGCAGCAGUUUUUGCUGAACACCAUCACGAGCUGUCAGGAGGUUUUUACAGAGCCCUCCAUAAUGUUUGGGACAAAGACCCAUCAUUCACUUAUUUGCCUCUGUACUUCACAAUCUAAGAUUUGUAAUAGAAAAAAAUCACAUGUGGUUAAAGUGCACAUUGUCAAAUUUUAAU
This is a messenger RNA of Amblyraja radiata (thorny skate), 2883 nucleotides long. It is a transcript of the gene rps6ka1, whose product is annotated as ribosomal protein S6 kinase a, polypeptide 1. The coding region runs from base 220 to 2484 and encodes 754 amino acids. Gene Ontology annotation, molecular function: protein serine/threonine kinase activity; magnesium ion binding; ATP binding. Gene Ontology annotation, biological process: intracellular signal transduction; protein phosphorylation. The transcript has 23 exons. Lineage: Eukaryota; Metazoa; Chordata; Chondrichthyes; Rajiformes; Rajidae. The record is from RefSeq and is a predicted model, not a curated record.